Toxotes jaculatrix (banded archerfish) is the source of this 3275-nucleotide messenger RNA. Its product is annotated as monocarboxylate transporter 9-like. Bases 299 to 1801 code for a protein of 500 amino acids. NCBI's taxonomy places the organism in Eukaryota, Metazoa, Chordata, Actinopteri, Toxotidae. Gene Ontology annotation, molecular function: monocarboxylic acid transmembrane transporter activity. Gene Ontology annotation, biological process: monocarboxylic acid transport; transmembrane transport. The record is from RefSeq and is a predicted model, not a curated record. The transcript has 6 exons.
GUCGCCGGCUACAAAGCUGACUGAAACGGAUGCACAAUGCGCAUUGCUGAUGCAGAGCGCUUUCUUUCCACGGGGACACCCUAGAUUCCAGCUCAGACAGCCCAGCGAUGAAUUCUUGUUAAUGUCAUUUGUAAUGAUUCUGUAAGAAGGGAAUUUAAUAGGGAAACCAUUCUACAUGGAAAGUUCCCGUGGAGCGCGCAGCUCUGCAGGCGCCCGCUGCUGUUUUUGUAGAUGCUGAGGAACCUCUGCUCUGACAAAUCUGUAGCAGAUCCCAGAGGGCAGCAGUAAUCUCAGCACCAUGGCUCCAUCUACUAAAGUGCUGGACGGAGGCUGGGGAUGGGCUAUUGUUGUGGCCUCUUUCAUGGCGCAGCUUCUGGCCUAUGGAUCACCCCAGUCGGUGGGCGUCCUCUACCCCGAGUGGCUUCAUGCCUUUCAGGAGGGCAAGGGGAUGACGGCCUGGGUGGGCUCCCUUGUGGCUGGAGUGGGACUAAUAGCCAGUCCUGUCUGCAGUGCCUGUGUGGACAACUUUGGGGCUCGUCCCGUGACCAUCUUCAGUGGCGUAAUGGUGGCGGGCGGCCUGAUGCUCAGUGCCUUUGCUCCAAAUGUGCAGUUCCUCAUCUUUUCCUAUGGGAUUGUGGUUGGCCUGGGUUGUGGUCUGGUCUACGCAGCCACGUUGACAAUCACCUGUCAGUAUUUUGACAAGAGACGCGGCCUUGCCCUUGGCAUUGUCACCACAGGCACAAGUGUUGGAGCGUUCAUCUAUGCUACAGCUCAGAACGAGCUGAUUGUGUUGUACGGCCUGGAUGGCUGCCUGCUAAUCAUCGGUGCUGUAGCACUAAACCUCAUGGCCUGCGCCGGCUUCAUGAGACCCCUUAACAUGCCAGGGUACUACCUCAAACAGAAGGCCGCCCUGGAGCGCAACACAGAGGAACAACUUUUCGAGAAGCCCCAGCUGGAUGACCUGAAGAUCACAGCGGGUUCCACUGCAACCACUCCAGAGAAAACUCUGAAAGUGAAGGAGUUGCUCAUCACCAUUGAUGCCAAGGACUUAGCCAAUCAGACAGAGAAGAAGAAAGGCAGAUUCGUGGCUGGGUUGGCCAUCAUGAAAGUCAUCAAAAAGAAGCAACAAGCUUACUCCAGGUACAUGCACUCCAUGUAUGAGAUCCUGCAAGACCAAGCCAUGGUGGCUUUCUGUAUUGCUGUCUUCCUGUUCAGCCUGGGGGCGUUCCCUCCUGUGCUCUUUAUAGAGGAUGUGGCACAGAGUGAAGGACUCAUUGAAGAAGUUAGUGUCAUUCCUCUGGUAUCAAUAGUGGCCAUUGCCACUUGCGUGGGUAAACUAGUGCUUGGUAUCCUGGUGGACAUCAGCUGGAUCAACAGCAUUUAUCUGUAUGCUUUCACCAUGUUUGCUGAAGGUGUGGCACUGCUCCUUAUACCUGUCACUAAGAGUUACGUGGGACUGCAGAUCCUGUCAGUUGUCCUGGGUUUUUUCUCUGGAAACUGGUCUCUCACCUCCUACAUCACCACUAAGAUUGUCGGCUUGGACAGACUGACCCAAGCCCACGGCAUCCUCAUGUUCUUUGGGGGAUUUGGGAUCAUGCUUGGACCCCCUGUCGUAGGGUGGUUCUUUGACUGGAUGCAGUCAUAUGAUUUGGCGUUCUACUUUAGUGGGAGCUGUGUGGUGCUGGGAGCAUUCAUUCUGUUUCUGCUCACCCUUCCCUGCUGGAACAGGAAGCAACCUGAGAACGACAGACCAGAUGUCCAUUACACCAGCAACUGUGACAAAGUUGCCUCUGUAGCCUGAAUAUGAGAACCUUUCAUAAGGACUCCAAUCUCACCCUUACUGCCCAGCAAUUGUCCGCUGACUGUACCUGAACCACCUGUAGCAGGAAUUUUCUUUUUCUGAGUAUAUUUCUGAGUAUUUCUGCUGCCAGGUUUUAAUAUACCAAAAUACUUGCAGAGGUUUUAAAAUACAGGCCUUUGAUCUAUAAUUUGCCUGUGUUUCUCAGGUUCAAACCAUAUACUUCAGAUCUUUUUAAAGGUUUGACUCUGAUGCCUGUGUUGAUUUUUUAUUAUUGCCUCAUUUUACGAGGCAAACUGAACAAAAUUGUUCAACUCCCAAAUUCUACACUGUGUCUAUGUAAGCAGUGGUUUUCUCUUCACUGUAGCGCUGGAAAAAAAGAAAAGAAAUGGUGCCGUUCAUAAUGCUGGGAAGAAAAACAUCUGUAAAACUGGUGGUUGCCUGGUGUUAAUUUACCAUAGUAACAAACAUUUGAAACCACUCUGCAAAUGCAAAAAGUCUCCCAGAAAUCCUGGAACAGGGAAUACAGGGAUUGAAAGAGGGAGUCUUUUUGAUCAUUUUAAUUUUAGUAACACGUUUUUAUUUUGUAUUUUGGUUUUAAUAUUUAUCUUAAUUACACCACUAUCUUACCAAAGCAUCAAUGCCUGUCAACACAUAAUGCCUGUUGGAACAAUACAAAAGCCUUGCUUUAUAGAUAAUUUUUGUUUUUUAAGUGCAUUUAUUCAAUUUACUUUUUUCUUAAAUAGUUUGAGUUCCACAUACCUCCUGUUUAUGGAUCAGACAGAGACUUUUUGAAUAUUUUUGCUGAUUCAAAAACAUGUAAAAACACUGAAGAGCUCCCACUGCAUUUCCAACCUGAAGAGCAUGUUGAUUCUCUGUGUGGCAUGAUUAUCAUGACCUCUGCUGGCAUUCAUUUUGACCAGGGCUGGUCCUUUUCCAUCAUGUUGUGUAUGUAUAUGUGUAUGUGUACGUUGUGUGUGUAAACUGUACACGCAUGUUCGCAUAAGUGCACAGGUUUGUGUGUGUGCAUUGUUUGAUACUUUUGUAUUAGCACUAAUUUGUAAAGUUCUAUGUGCAAGUGACUUUUAUAUGCACAAAAUGUGCCAUAGAGCUGUAAAAAAAUAUUUUUGUUUAAGCUGGAAGUUGAUUAUUGUGAUAACUGCAAUGAAUACGUUACAACAGAAUUUUAGAAUCACUUGAAUGUUGUUAAAUAGACCACUACAAAUGUCUUUUUGAUAGCUCCAGUUUCAUGCUUAGGUAAAUCUGGGACAUUAGUUUAUUUGUUUUUUAUGUUUAUAGAGCGUAUUGACAGGGUGCAGUUGAAGCACAAUUAGUACUGACUGAGAGGAGACAAUAUGUUUGGUUGUCACCUUUUACCUACUCUUAUUUUUUAUGCCAGUAUUAUUAUAUUUAUGACUUUAUUUCUGAUUUAUUAUUUUAUUUAAAAAGUGCCAAUAAAUGGUAUUUGGAUAACACA